AUGCCGGCCAAAGAGGGAAAGCUUCUCACGGGGUUGAUGGUGAACAACUCCAUGGCUGGCGGGAAGGUCGAAUUCGUCCCGCAGAAGGGAAACCGCGUGUGCUGGUACGGCUGCGGGCCGACCGUGUACGACGCCAGUCACAUGGGCCACGCUCGAACGUACGUCACGUUCGAUGUGAUUCGCCGAAUCAUGAGUGACUACUUGAACUACGACGUCACCAUGUGCAUGAACAUCACAGACAUUGACGACAAAAUCAUCAAACGCUCCAUCGAACAGGGCGUCGACUUCCUCACCCUUGCACGACACUGGGAAAAGGAGUUUUUCAACGACAUGGCUGCCUUGAACGUUCGGUUGCCCUCCGUCGUCACUCGCGUCAGCGAAUACAUCCCGGAGGUUCUGUCUCUCAUCGAGCGCAUUGUGAAGAACGGCUACGGAUACGAAAGUCAGGGGUCGGUCUACUUCGACACGCAGACCUUCAGAAAGACCGACAAACACAUCUACGGCAGAAUGGAGCCUUCGUCGGUCUCCGAUGAAAGCCGAGUCCUCGAGGGCGAAGGAGAGCUCGGCCUCACCUCCUCCGAGAAGCGUCACCCCUGCGACUUUGCGCUGUGGAAGAAGGCGAAGGAGGGCGAGCCAUCAUGGGACUCGCCGUGGGGCAAGGGCCGUCCAGGUUGGCACAUCGAAUGCUCCGCCAUGGCCGACAGCAUCUUGCCUUUUCCCCUCGAUAUUCACAGCGGAGGCAUCGACCUUCGCUUCCCACACCAUGACAACGAGCUCGCACAGUCCGAAGCCGCCAACGACCGCCCUCAGUGGGUGAAUUAUUUCCUUCACUCGGGGCACCUGCACAUCCACGGCGCUAAGAUGUCCAAGUCGCUCAAGAACUUCAUCACCAUCAAGGAGUGUCUUUCCCGCUUCACAGCGCGACAGAUUCGCUUGCUGUGCUUGAUGAACCGUGUUUCGUCCCAGGAGCCUCACCUUUUACUCCCGGAGAAGCCUUUGACCUUUACGUUCUCUUUCGCUUUCGUCGGUGUCGCUGUGUCUGUCGCGUCUCUGCCCCCCGACGCACGGGUGCACUCCGCAACCGGGCCGAAAGAGGGAUGGGAUUCCUUCAUGAACUACAGCCCGGACGGCGAGACGAUGCAGCAGGCCAUCGACGUGGACCGCUCCUUCGACAACUUCUUUGCGCUCGUGAAGGCGAAACUGCGCGACGCAACGCCCGUCUCAGACUACGCGCAGAAAUGGGGUGCGGACGAUUUCGCUCUCAACGAGCAACUCCAGAGCGCAAAAGAACAGGCGAGUCCCUUGGAAGAACUGCGAAACUGCGACGUGGUGCACAAGGCGAUUCUGGACAACUUCAGCACCCCCGAGGCCCUCGUCGCGCUGCAACAUCUCAUGUCGGCAACAAACAGCUACUUGAAUCAGAAAACCGGUGAAGAUGUGAAGGCUCCCCUUAUCAAGGAAGUGGCGAAAUACAUCUUCCACAUGCUCAAGAUUUUCGGCGUGGUUGAAGACGACGAAGAAGAUUUGGCAUACGUGAAGGCGCAGGGCUCCACCGCUGCCGCAGCAGCGGAGAUCGAAGGCCUCGUCGAAUGCGUGGGGGCGUUUCGAGAGCUGGUCCGAACAAGCGCGUCACAGGGUAUGCGAGCUGUGAAUCAGGCGCUGAAGCGAGCGCCGGAAAAGUCGCCCGGAGAGAGCGAUGCGUCGCCGAUCGGCGCGGGCGAAGCGGAGGGUGAACUGCUCCAAUCGCUGAGUGUGACCAUGAGUACGCUCCUCCAGGCCUGCGACGAGGCGGAACUUCAAGCGAAGAAGGAGAGAGAGCGUCAGGUGCCCCCUGCCGAUUACUUCCGAGUCUUGCAUGCGGACCUGUACGCGACCUUCGACGAGCAGGGCGUCCCGCUCACGCUGAAGAGCGGGGAGCCUGUGUCAAAAACGCAGCGGCAAAAGAUGCUGAAGCAAAUCGAGAAACAUCAGAAGGUGCACGAGCAAUGGCUCGCGUCUCGAGGACAACAUGCUUAA
Molecule: messenger RNA, 2016 nt
Organism: Neospora caninum
Lineage: Eukaryota; Apicomplexa; Conoidasida; Eucoccidiorida; Sarcocystidae
Exons: 14
Coding region: 1-2016 (671 amino acids)
Biological process (GO): cysteinyl-tRNA aminoacylation
Cellular component (GO): cytoplasm
Molecular function (GO): cysteine-tRNA ligase activity; ATP binding
Source: RefSeq, a predicted model, not a curated record